GGCAACUACAUCAAACGUCACACAAAAGUCAUGGUGCACGUUCACGUGGAGGGCGUGGUUUAACACAAGGAGCGAACCCAGAAGAGGGUCUCGUCUCUGAGUGGAUGUCACCUGCACCCGCUUCUGCAGCGGACUGUCGUCAGCGGAGAAGAGCAGCUUCGUGCUGCUCGUCGCCCGGAGGCUGGAAGCCGUUAUCUCCCACGUCCACUGAACACGGACCCAGCGGCUUCUCUACAGGCCAGAAGCCGAUCAGCCCGUUGAUGAAGCGGGGUUGUGCUGGGUUCCGGUUCCCAGGUUGCACAGGCCACUGUUCUCCAGAACCAGGGAAAAGACGUGUCUUCCUGAGCUCCACGGAACAAAGCGGAGGCGCAGUGAUCUGGAGGAUCCACCGCUACAGCGCCGGAGGAAACCGGACACGGCCCCGCAGGGCUACAAUGGUAGGAAGCACACAGCUGACAUGUCUGGGCCACGCUUCAGCAGCCAGCUGGGCACUGCCCCACCUGUCGGACCAAGGGUUGUUUCCAUAGUCACCAGCCUUGUGACCACCACGGCAGAGGCCGCCGUUGGCGCCACAGGGAACCUGUCGGCGUUCAGGGACCAGCGGGGGAACGAGCCCGGCCGAGGCCCGGGGGCGGUCACGCCAUCAGUGCUGAGCGCCGCCGACGCCAACUCCGUGUUGCAGGGCAUCACGGUGGCAGCUCAGGCUCUGGUUCUCCUCUCCAUCUUCCUCCUGUCCAGCUUCGGUAACUCUGCGGUCGUCAUCGUCAUCAUCAAGCACAGGCAGCUUCGGACGGUGACCAACGCUUUCAUCAUGUCCCUGUCGCUGUCCGACUUCCUCACGGCUGUUCUGUGUCUGCCCUUCUCCUUCAUCAUGCUGUUCAGCAAGGACGGGAUCUGGAUGUUUGGGGACCGCUUCUGUGUUGCCAAUGGUUUUUUUAACACCUGCUUCGGUAUCAUCUCCACCUUGACGAUGACUUUGAUCUCCUUUGACAGAUACUACGCCAUUGUCAGACAGCCACAGGCUAAAAUGGGCUGGCAGAGAGCCACUCAGCUGUUGCUGGCUGUGUGGCUGACUGCUGUUCUCUUUUCUCUGCCUUGGUAUUUGUUGGUGCCGACACCCGCACAGAUCCACAAGCGAGGCUUCUACCACUGUAUGUACGUGUUCCACUCGGGGACCUCGCGCAUGGGGACGGCCUACAGCAUCUGCCUCAUUGUUGUCUGUUACUUACUGCCUUUCUCCCUUAUGUGUUUUUGUCAUUAUAAUAUCUGUAAAACCGUGCGGCUCUCUGAAAUCCGCAUCAGGCCGGUGACCACGUACGCAUAUUUGCUGCGCUUUUACAGUGAGAUGCGAACGGCCACCACGGUCCUGAUUAUGAUUGUCUUUGUGAUUUUUUGUUGGGGGCCAUAUUGUUUAAUGGGCUUGGUAACGGCAAUGGGAGACUACACAUUCAACCCCGCUAUGGACACGGUGGCCGUGUGGCUCGCGUGGGCCAACGGAGCCAUCAACCCCCUGAUCUACGCCCUGAGAAACCCCAACAUUUCCAUGCUCCUGGGCCGCGGCAGAGAGGAAGGCUACCGGACCAGGCACGUAGCCGCCUACCUGUCCGGCCAAACCCGCGGCCGCGAGACGCAGCUCAGCCACGCAGACCGGAUCAGAGAUCGGCACGCGAGUCGCGUGGGCGCGAGCAACAGCAGCCGGCUGUCGACGUCAAGCCCCGGUAAAGGAGGCGGUGGAGAAGUGGCCAUGUGGGCCUGUAGGAACCCGGCUCUGUUCUUCUGCAGGGACGCUCAGCUCGACACCGCGACGCUCCCCAAGUCUGCCGGCGCACCCGCGACCAAGACGACGGACACCAGCCUGUGACGCGCCGAGUCACAGCGUGGAGGACGAACGUGCUGGAGGCCGAGCGGUGAGGCCCAUUGGUCUUAUUGGUGCAUUCCUCAAGAAGAUAUGUUGGAAAUGCUGCAGAGGUCACCUGGGUACAAAUGUACUGUGAAGUAAAUGGAGUGAUCUUCAUCGAAACAUAUCACCGAAGAGUCACUGCACAAACUGACACGGUUUAAAGACUCUGCAGCUGUGGAUGUGUUCAACCAGGACUUCUGGAGACCUUUCUGACAGCAUAGUUGUAAUAAGCUAAUGCUAUAGCAGCUUCCUAUAUUUUGGACUGUUAUGUGUGACAGGAGCCACUGAUGCAAAUAUUAAUACAUGACUUUAACUUUAGGUGGACUCUACCUGUAACACUGGUGGGUGCAGCAGCACAGAGGAACCGUCCAGCAGACCCAGGCUGAGGGGAUGACGAUGAUGACGACAGAAGUCAGGACUUACACCCUGGAGACACGCGAGGCCGACACCUGUUGAACAGAACAGAGGGUUAGGCGUGUCCGUAAAGGGAGGAGGACGUUGGGUGCAGCCGUCUGAAUUAACGGGAUGCUGCACUUUAUCUCUGUAGCCAACCUGGUAUCUGACCAACCUCUAAUGGCUACAAAUCACAAACUACACAAAGCAGUUGAUUUGACUUUAGGUUUAAGUAUUUUAUAUUUUUUAAAAUUGAAUGUUGGCUUUCAGUGUUAAAGGUCAUGCCAAAAUAAAGAGAUACAGAUGUA
Betta splendens (Siamese fighting fish) is the source of this 2601-nucleotide messenger RNA. Its product is annotated as G-protein coupled receptor 135. Gene Ontology annotation, cellular component: membrane. The record is from RefSeq and is a predicted model, not a curated record. Bases 458 to 1861 code for a protein of 467 amino acids. Lineage: Eukaryota; Metazoa; Chordata; Actinopteri; Anabantiformes; Osphronemidae. Gene Ontology annotation, molecular function: G protein-coupled receptor activity. The transcript has 3 exons. Gene Ontology annotation, biological process: G protein-coupled receptor signaling pathway.